Molecule: messenger RNA, 1014 nt
Organism: Fopius arisanus
Lineage: Eukaryota; Metazoa; Arthropoda; Insecta; Hymenoptera; Braconidae
Product: mitochondrial inner membrane protease ATP23 homolog
Exons: 2
Coding region: 133-909 (258 amino acids)
Biological process (GO): mitochondrial proton-transporting ATP synthase complex assembly; mitochondrial protein processing
Molecular function (GO): metalloendopeptidase activity
Source: RefSeq, a predicted model, not a curated record
GUCUUCCUAACCUCGAAGGAAUCAGGUGCUCCGUAAUAAUCUGAUGUAACCAAGAAAUAGAAACGUUCCAUGAGCGGAGCAAUCAACCGGUGACAGUAAUUGUUCUGAACCUAGUUAUUAAUUAAAAUUAAAAUGACGAGUUCGAAUGAAAAAGCCAGUGAUGAGAAUGUUGAAUACACGCCACCCCCGAAGAAGACGUAUCCUGACGAAAAGGGUGAACUCUGGGGUCACGAUUUAUAUCCAGAACGCAGGGGUUCCAAGAAAUCCUCGGUAAUGAAAACUCUGUUAAUGAAAGAGGGGGAUGAAAAUAUCGGUAAGUACCACUGUGAGAAAAAAGUCUACACAUGCCUGAAGAAACAUCCAGUCGUGAAGCUGAUGAUGGGAGCGCUCAGGGCCUCGGGAUGUCCAAUAGAUAUCAGGAGACACAUCACCUGCGAGGUGUGCGACAAAUCAGUGACAGGUGGUUAUGAUCCUGAGCUUAAUCAGAUAGUCGUCUGCCAGAAUACUGCGAAAAUCGAGGGAAUAAUCGGCAGCGUUUUGUCUCACGAGAUGAUACACAUGUUCGACUACUGCAGGAACAACCUCGACUUCAAGAAUCUCGACCACCUGGCCUGCACGGAGGUCCGAGCCGCCAAUCUCACGUACUGCAGCUUCAUGAGUGCCUUCAUCGACGGGGACGCCUCUUGGUUCAACCUGAGAAAAAGGCACCAGGAAUGCGUCAAGAGGCGAGCAUUGCUGUCGGUCCUGGCAGCCAGAGGAGUCACUCCAGAUGAAGCCAAAGCGGCUGUUGACAGAGUAUUCGAGAGAUGCUACAACGAUAUGGAGCCCGUAGGCAGGAGAAUACGAAGUUCCACUGACGACAUGCAAAAAGCUCUGUUCGAGGGCUCCCUUUUCGGCUACGAUCUCUAACUCUUCGGCAAUUAGUCAUUCAAUUUUUUUAAUGUAUGUAUUUCAAUCUAAUGUACAUACUCUGUACGAUUAUUGAAAUGAUAAAAAUAAAGAGCCAAACUGGAA